Vespa mandarinia (Asian giant hornet) is the source of this 5576-nucleotide messenger RNA. Its product is annotated as GTPase-activating Rap/Ran-GAP domain-like protein 3. Gene Ontology annotation, molecular function: GTPase activator activity. The record is from RefSeq and is a predicted model, not a curated record. Gene Ontology annotation, biological process: regulation of small GTPase mediated signal transduction. NCBI's taxonomy places the organism in Eukaryota, Metazoa, Arthropoda, Insecta, Hymenoptera, Vespidae.
AAUAUAUACCAUAUCGUAUAUAUAUAUAUAUCGUAUAUAUAAAUAUAUAUAUAUAUAUAUAUAUAUAUAUAUAUAUAUACUUAUAGAUAUAAAAAGAAAAAGAGAGAGAGAGAGAGAGAGAGACGAGUGUACCAUGCAUUUAUACUCUCGACGUUGUUAGUGCACAGCGAGGGGUUGAAAGUCGUGCCCGUCGAGAGGAAAGGUCGCUCGACGAGACUCCACGAAAAGGGGUUGACAGUCGUGUGAGAGACAAGUGAAAGCUCACUUGCUACUGCGUGAGAAAGAGAGAAAGAGAGAGAGAGAGAGAGAAAGAGAGGGAGAGAGAGAGAGGGGGAGGGAGGGAGGGAGGGAGAAAGAGGACCUGAAAGUCCUGUAAGUGUUUAAGGAAGAAACGUGAAAGAUCAUUACCAAUAGUUUUCUCAGGGGAUAGGAUAAAGCGUGAUAUUGAAAGGAGCGCUCUAACGUUGCUCCCAGGAUUAAUGAAAGAAAAGAGAAGGGUUGCGUCUCUCACGGGCACUCGCAUUCUCAGACUCGUCUCUUUCGAGUCGUCUCGAUUGCUUUGAUGUUGAGUGGAGACGAGGGGGUCAACAGAAGGCUCCUUUUAAAUUCUACGAUUCGGCAAGGAUAGAAAUGAAAAGUCGAUCCACGUUAAUUUAUCCUCCUCGUCGCCGAUUCAAAGUUCGUCCAGUUUGAAUUCUCCUUUGAAUUUCCAUUGGUAUAUAUAUAUAUAUAUAUAUAUAUAUAUAUAUAUAUAUAUAUAUAUAUCCAUAAAAGGAAAACGUUUUUAAAAGUUCGAGAUCCUUUUUUGAAAUUUUUUUUUUAUAUAUCGUGAGCUUUGAAAGAAUAUAAAAGAGAGAGAGAGAGAGAGAGAGAGAGAGAGAAAAGUUGAGGACAAGAAUAGCGACGAUGGAUAGCAAGAGCGACGAGGAAUCGGCACCAACUUCGACCGAAUUGGACGCAAUGAAACGUAGAAACAGAUCCAGAUCUGUCUGCGUACCUUUAUUAUCAUCAUCUCAACUAAGACAUCUUCAUCGGAGGGCCAGUCAUCACGCAUCCACGACCGAUGCGAUAUCGAGGAGAGGUGUCCUGUCGAGACGAUGCUAUGGAAGCGUCGAGAUGUUGCCACAAAUCGAACAGGACGGCUCCGACAAUGGGAGAAGAUUUCGAGUGGAGAACGGAGAUUCUCCUGGCGAAAAAGAGGAAAUGUUCGGAUCUCCGAAUAUACCGAUAUUGGAAAAUCCCGAGUACCAAACACGUUGGUACUUUAAAUACUUUCUAGGAAAGCUGCAUCAAAAUUACGUGGCAUCGGAUCAUGAAAGGAAUCCACUCUUUCUCUCAGUGGUGAUGAGCGAGGGUGGCGAUCAAUGCGUAUCGCAUUACAGAGUUAUUUUAUGGAGACGAACGGGCGCUCAAAAGAUAUCUCUGCCAUUUUCGGCAAACAAGACGAUGACCAUCAGGCAAAUCCUGAGACGCUCGAUUUGCAUUUUCUCCAGCAACUUCUUCGGCCUGGAAAAACUCGACAAGGCACCACGCGAAGUUUUGUCCCCUGAGAUACAAAAGGAUUUACUAUUACUGGAAGAACAAGAAGGAUCCGUCAACUUCAAGUUCGGUGUUAUAUACGCGAAGGAGGGUCAGACAACCGACGACGAGAUGUUAUCGAACGAAAGUGGCAGCCCCGGUUUCGAGAAGUUCCUCGAUAUUCUCGGUGAGAAGAUACGACUCAGAGGUUGGGACAAGUACCGAGGCGGCCUGGAUGUUAAAGGUGACAUGACCGGAAGAGAAAGCGUUUAUACGAUAUAUGCUGGUCACGAAGUGAUGUACCACGUCAGCACAAUGCUUCCUUAUUCGAAGGACAAUCCGCAGCAACUCGAGAGAAAAAGGCAUAUUGGUAAUGAUAUCGUCAACAUCAUUUAUACGGAUGAUCCAGCAGCCGUGGAUAGUUUCAAUCCUAAUUGCAUAAGGAGUCAAUUCACUCACGUAUUUGCUAUGGUAUCAGCGUUAGGACUCCUUAAAGGUUGGCGAGUUGCCAUUUAUUGCGACGAAACGGUUCCUCUUUUUGGUCCAAGUCUUCCGUGUCCACCAAUAUUCGACGAUCCUUAUCACUUGCGAGAAUUUCUUCUAGUCAAACUUAUCAAUGGCGAGAAAGCAACUUUUAAUACGCCAACCUUUUCUAGAAAAAGAGAAAGAACUCUGGAUGCUCUAUUGCGUGAUAUGUAUCAGGAACAUGCGCAAGAUGGCAAGAGCAACGUGAGUCUUCAGCGUGAUCUUCUGUUAAACAGCAUGUUGAAUCGUCGUGCAUUUUCUGACGUUGUUGAAGCACCUGGUCGACGACGAGAAGAAACUCGAUCUGUAGAAAUGGUUCGCGUUGGUCAGGCUGUUAAAUUAGAAGCGAUAGUUCGCGGUCUGGCACCAACUUCUCUAGCCACAGUUGGCCCGUUGAAACCAAGACCUUGGGAACCGAGAUGUAUUUAUCCAGAUUUCCCUCACGUCGUAAUUUGCGGUGACGUUUGGUCGGAGAAUAGGAUGAUACUUGCGACGGAAAAUGGAACUUUUCUGGUCGAAGAGGGUCUAUCUCACAGAAUGAUUUUCGAUGAGUCAGUUCAAAUCAAACAACUCGACGUGGUAGAGCAACACGGUAUUCUUCUCUUUCGCGGAAUCGAUAAAGGCAAAGAAAGCGUAUACGUUUUUCGUUUGCGUGAAUUCGAUUACGAUUCGGCUUUGAGUGGAAAAACAUACAAAUUCCCGGAAUUCUUUAACAAUCGUGACGAUGAAGACGAAGGAGACGAGCACGACGAAGAAACGGAAGAGAACGGUGAGAACGAGGAUGAUUAUAAGGAUGGCGAGAUCGAGGAAGAAGAUUCCGAGACGAUUUAUCGAGAAAAUUUUAAAUUCAAAUCAUCUUUACGUUCUCGAACACGGACACACCUUCGACCACCCGCGGUUAGAAGUCGAGCGCAUAUUAAGGAUAGAAAAUUGGCUCGUACUCGUGGUUGCCAUCUCUACAGUAUCACCAGGCAAGGUGGCUCGCACUUGCGAAUGUGUGCGGCCGUUGGACGACGUUUGACGGUCCUCCAAUGGAAACAUAAUGCAGCUUGGACAGCUUGGUGCUCUUCCGCAGACACCGACACGAUCGAAGGUUUCUUAUUGCUCAAAGAAUUUACUGCUAGCGAAAGCCCAAUCCUUAUUACGAUGAUAGAGAGCACCGAGAUCGGGAACGAAUGGAUGCUGUGUUGCGGUGCACGCCAUCAUUAUGAACUCUUCACGGCGUCCGGAAGUUCACGAAUAGUUCACGUCGAAACGAACAAACCGCACAUAGUCGCAGCGAUCGAUCUGCGCGAGGACGAGGAACCAGAACUAUUGCUCUGUUAUAACAAUAUGUGUCACUUUCAAAAGUGCUCGGAAGAAAGUACUGCUCCUACGGACUUUGAUUUCAAAUGGAAUUCAGUGCCAAUUGCGAUAGCUUGCGCUUUUCCUUACGUGAUAGCGUUCACCGCUGACACAAUGGAAAUUCGUUUGAUAAUAAAUGGAAAUCUUGUACAUACAAUCGCCAUGCCGAAUCUUUGUUUGAUAACUUCGAAAAGAGAUAUAUUUUUUGCCACAACCGCACCGGAGUUUCUAUCUGGUAAAUGCGAACGUAUUCGUCUUGAUUCGAAACCUACUGACAAAGAGGAACAAGCAAGUAGUCCACCACCAACAACGCAAUCUUCCUCCUCCUCUCGAUCAAACUCACAAAAUAAUCAUAGCGAUUGGAAACCAAUAAGAAUCUAUAGAAUACCAUUACAAACUCUCUCGCGAAAUAUAACGUCAAAUUGUAGCCAAAGAUGUCCGAGUCCAGUGGAACCAGAAAUUGUUUCUGCCUCGUUGACGAGCGGGGAAAAUAAUUUUUUGAGCGUGGAUUCACCAAGAAUCUUAAGCAGAUCUUGCAAUAGCAGCCCGACACCACCAAGUGUCGCUGAAGAUCUGAUUCCUACUGUGUGUAGAAAAUAGAAAAAAAAAUGAGAGAGAGAGAGAGAGAGAGCGAGAGAGAAUGAGAGAAAGAGAGAAUGAGAGAAAAAUGGAGACAAAGAGACACGUUAACUUUCUCCUAAACUAAUUCAUAAUUGUGUUGCCAUUUUUUAUUGGAUUCGUACUCCAUAGUGCGGAUGGAUAGUAGGUACCUGACGUUCGUGCCUCUACAGGAUUAAGAUUUAACACAAGCAAACGCACGAUCCUGUCGUUGCUAUGCUUCGCGAUAUAAAGGCAUUUAGUACGUGUAUGAUCGAUCGUUACUCACGAUCUCUAUUUUCCUCCCCCUUUUUUUUUUUUUUUGUUUUUCUGUCGUCGAAAUUUUUGGAUCGAUCUAAAUUUAUAGAAGAAAAAUAUUCGGCCUAGAAAUUUCUAUGUCAAUGCUCGAUCGAUAAAUCAAGAUUUCAAGUGUCAUCUAGCGGUGAUUCUCUCGUACUAACUUUGCGAAUAAUUCUCUGACGAUACGAUAGACGACAUCGAUCAAAACGAGUACGAAAAUGAAUGAGAAUUUCUAAUUUGGGGCAUCGAUAUUUUUGACGUACGAUCUAUCUGACGUGUACUCGAUGUCUUUCUUGCCUCCUUGAUACGUAUUCUACAUAGAUAGAUGCAUACCUUAUCUACUAUAUGACAGACAUACAGGAGGAAAGGUCGAUAACAUUGUGGCUCAUCGUAGAGGUUAGGGGUGAGCAAAUGCCAAGAACCGAGGAGUAUGAAAUACGCAAAGGAAUGGUCGUUUUGCCGUAUCUUCCGAGAGCAUAAUAGCUUAUCUAAUAUUGAUUAACAAUAAAUUGUUUUUAAAUUCUCAACGAGAGACGAUACCAAAGCACAAUCUCGAUUUUUUGAUAAUACGCGGAAAUGGAUAUUGCAUAUGAAGGAUCUUUUUUUUUUCUCGAUAUCUUCUUUUUUUUUUGUAUUUACAAGUAUGCAUGCUUCUUCUUAUGAUCGCGUAUAUAAGUUACGAAGGAAGAUUUGCGAGCGUGUUCACUCUCCUAAUCGUUUCGAUCGAACCGAUGACACUGUACGCAGCAGCGAGCAUGGUCGCGACAAUGGCGUAGAAUUAAAAAUGAUUUUGUCGAAGUACUCUUUUGUUUCUUCUUCUUCUUCUUCUUCUUUUCUUUUCUUUUCUUUUUUUGUUUUGUUUUUCGUUUUUAUUUUUUUUAAUUCUUUCUUUUGUUCUUCCGUUGUUGAAUAUUGUCGAGCCGAUGGCAAUUUUGUUUGCGAGCCAUUGUUGCAGUAGGUAGAUGAACGAGACGAAUACACGAGGUGUACGGUCAUGAUUAUCGAUUAUUCACGGUAUAACCAGCUUGUUCUGGGGGCUGUGACGCAUUCGCGAUCGAAUUUCACCGAUCGUAGCACAACGCCGCUACAUGCGUGAAGUUCUGCAGACGAUGUAAUUCUGCAUACUCUUCCUUCCUUCCUUCCUUCCUUCGACGAGAAAGAGAGAGCGAGAGAGAGAGAGAGAGAGAGAGAGAGGCAGAAUUUAACGUGUGUGUGUGUAUGUGUGUGUGUGUAUAUACGAAAGCAUGAAAUAAAGUGUACCUUAUCGUUGCAAUGUUUGCACCAAAAACUUA